Sorghum bicolor (sorghum) is the source of this 2586-nucleotide messenger RNA. RefSeq lists its product as uncharacterized. NCBI's taxonomy places the organism in Eukaryota, Viridiplantae, Streptophyta, Magnoliopsida, Poales, Poaceae. The transcript is spliced from 3 exons. Bases 588 to 2345 code for a protein of 585 amino acids. The record is from RefSeq and is a predicted model, not a curated record.
CGCGACGCGACUUCACGCAGUCGGACGCCCGCGACCGCGGCUCCCCUUCCCCGCCGCCGACCCGAGCAUCGCCGUGGGCCUCAGCCGCCCACAGCCGGCAAGGUCCCCCGCCGGCCGGCCUGCUGCUCCUCCUCCACCCUCCCCAAGCCCUCGGCUCCUCCAGACUCACCCCCAGCUGGGCCGACCAACCCAGCACGCAGAGGCGCUAGGGUUUGGGGCCCUGUGUCGACCACCAGAGGGUCGCCCCCUUCGCCUUCCACAGGCCAGCGGGUGAAGGGGCCGCGAUCGCUUUGCUCCAGCGGCUCCAUGGCUUCUCCAGGCCUAUGUUUUCUUUUCAGGAUUGUGCAUCAAGAAUACUUUUUGUCAAGGAAUUCAAUUGAGGAAUGCAAGAAUUAGGAUAGGCCAAUUAGAAUUAUUUUUUUGUUGGCGUAUCCUGAGUUUCCUCUGAUAAGGAUCGUAUCUACCUGGGUCAAUUUUACCAAUCAUUUUUGCAGCCAGCUGCCUUAGCUACAUACUACAAAGGUCAAGGGGAUUUUCUUUGGUGGACUGCUUCUACCUUCAGUUCACACUUUUGCAGCCAGCUGCCGAUGGCAACCACAAAAGCAAAUGCUAAUGCUGUUUAUUCGAAUGCAAAUUCUUCGAGGCAGGGAGGCCAAACUUCAAGAGCUAGUGGUCCUCAAAAUGUCUGCGUAAGUAAUAUGCAAGCAGAGCUAUCAUCAUCGUCAUCAGGCCAUGAAACCAAAUCAUGCAUCCGCUCUGUGGACCACUCUUUGUCACAUAAGCCUGAAUCAGAACGCUCGAUGGAAGCAACUGAUAACCUGGAUUCUCUUGUAGCAAAUUCAAUAGGCAGGCUUGUCUUUGAGGCUGGUCUUGAGCCUGAUUUUGUUCACUUGCCGUCUUUUAAGCGCGUGAUUGAUUUACUCACCCGUGGGGCUCAGAUUGCAAUGCCUUCUUAUGAAUAUAUUCUGCAAGUGCAACUGAAUGAAGUUCAAAAGCGUGAAAAGGCUAUGAGGCAACACUGGGAGAGAAGAGGCUGCAGUUUGAUAUUGGAUAGCUGGAAAAGCCGGUGUGGGAGAAGCCUCAUUAGUGCUUUUGUGCAUUGCAGAGAAGGGAUGUUUUUUCUCAGAUCCAUAGACAUCUCCACAAUAUUUGAUGAUGUUGAUGAGCUUGCAGCAAUGGUUUGUUGUUUGAUUGAUGAUAUCGGUGUCCACAACAUUGUUCAGGUCAUCACCAAUAAUGUUUCACCACAUAUGCAAGCUACAGAGCAUGCUGUGCUAAAGAAACAUGACCAGUCAUUCAUAUUCGCAGUAUGUGCUGAUCAUUGCAUCAAUCUUCUGCUUGAGAAUAUAGCUGAACUGGGUCACGUGAAAGAUGUCCUAACGAAGGCAAGGGAAAUCAUGAUGUUUUUGUAUGGUCAUGCACUUCCCAUGGAACUGAUGAAAAAGUUCUUUCAUUUUGACUCUGAGAUCAUAAGCAAUUCUAACUUGAAAUCGGUGGCUAAGUUUCUCACGCUUGAGACCCUAGUGUCUCAGAGGGAAAAUCUGAUGGAGAUGUUUAGCUCGCCGAACUGGGUUUCCUCUGAUCUGGCUUGUACAAGUCUGUCCAUGCAUAUAUGUGAGGUAGUACAAACAGAUAGUGCAUUUUGGAGUGCUGCUGAUAAUGUUUUGAAGGUUACUGGCCCACUUAUCAGUGUUUUGUAUAAAUUGGAAAAGGAUAAUUGUCCAGUGAGUGUCCUGUAUGAUGCCAUGGAUAGUGCAAAAGAAAGUAUAAAAAAAAAUCUUGGUCAUGAGCAUGGUAAGUACUGGCAGAUGAUUGAUCACAUAUGGGACAAUUAUUUGCAUUCCCCAAUCCAUGCUGCUGGUUAUAUUCUCAAUCCAGGACUCUUUUACGCUGACCGGUACCGCCAUGAUUCUGAAAUCAGCAGUGGCAUCACGACCUGCAUUAUCCGAGUGGCUAGAAGUCAUUAUCAUGCAUUGCAUGUAGCUGAACAAAUAGAUCUAUAUCAAAGAAGAUCAGGUUUGUUUGAUUCAGAUUUAGCAAUUCAGGAAGCUACUGGGACACCUCAAGAUGUCUGGUGGGAGAAACAUGGGAGUGGCACGAAGGAGCUACAAUCUUUUGCUGCUCGGAUCCUAGGCCAGACAUGCUUUGGCGCUACUAGGUACAACCUCGACAAGAGCUUAACCGAGAGGCUGCACACCGAGAAGCGUUCCUUGGCCGAUCAAGAGAGGUUCCGCAACAUGGAGUACAUCCAUUACAACCUUCGCCUCGUGAAUGCAGUGCCUCGCCUGAACGGUCCUAAGCAUGGUAAGGUCACUGCUCAGCUCAGCGACUGGGUGUCAGCAUAGCACACCGCCUGCUCGCCCGUCGCCCCUGGUGGCGCGGCGAACCGGCUUUUGAGCCGGGGGAGGACAUACCGUGGCGUGGGCAUUUCCAACAAAUUGGAGGCCUGGGAAACCUUUGUUGUUAAACCAGACUUUUCCUUUUUGGCUGGAUGGGUAAUUUCCAUCUUCAGAGGUUGGAUAAUUAAUUUAGUGCAUGAAGGAAAUGGUUUCGCUGACUAACGACGGUUUGUGUGUUUGUUUCUUC